This is a messenger RNA of Nicotiana tabacum (common tobacco), 1798 nucleotides long. NCBI's taxonomy places the organism in Eukaryota, Viridiplantae, Streptophyta, Magnoliopsida, Solanales, Solanaceae. The record is from RefSeq and is a predicted model, not a curated record.
UAUUUCGCCAUGUUCUGCAGGCGACAAUAUGUCUACAGUGUGGUGACAAAGGAUUCUCUAACGCCUUUGUUUUCUGUGUAGAAUGUUUAGAAGUUGCUGUGCAUCGAUACUGCCUCAAUAAAAUUCCGGAAACAUUUGAUGAAUAUGUAUGUUGGGUUUGUGAUGAUUGUGAGGCGAAGGUGCCGAAACAUAUCGAGAAAUGUCCCGAGAUUGAUUUUGUAGAGCAUAGUCUUUUAGGAGGUGAUAGCGAAGGUAGGAAGAUUAGCGAGAAGGAGAAAUGUGAUCCUACUUAUGUGAUAGAUAAGAAAGAUGUAACAGCACGAGUAAUUAGCUCUUCGGAGCAAUUACAAGCAAGAACUGAUUGCAUUGAACGAACUCAAUUAACUGAUCUUUCUCCCUUGCCAACUGGGAUUGAUUGCUCACCUGCCGAGAUGGUUGGGCAAAGACUUCAACCUUGUAUUUCCGAGCAACCUCGUGAGGCAAAUACUCAGCUCGACGCAAUGGGUGAUUGUUCUGUCAUCACUGAAAAGGGGAGUAUAUUUUCGUCUAAUGAUUGUCAUGGAAGGGAAUCAAAAAGAGAUAGGAGAUCGACACCUGAAAAUAGAACUGCUCUAAAUGGAGACGCUUCUCAAUCUUUGAAAGGCGAACUGCCAAAAGAUUUUAUACAUGGUGUCCAUGAACAAGCACAGCCUGUUUAUGAUCCUAUUUGGAGGGGUGGUUUUAAUAUAUGGAACAAAAAAUAUGAAAAAUUUGGCGGACUUGUAGCUCACCUAUCAGUCAAAGCAUGCCAAAAGGUUUUUGAAGAAGCAAAAUUAUUUCCUCCUUUGCUUCGCCUGGAAAUGCUUCCGAAAUCUGAUAUAUGGCCUAAGAGUUUCAAUACAUCAGAACCCUCUGAUGAUAACAUUGCAAUGUAUUUCUUUCCUUUGGAUGCGAGACAUGUGGGGGAUUUUGAUCAUUUGGUUGAGGAGAUGAUUGGCGAACAACUUGCUCUCCGAGCAGUUGUGACAAAUGCGGAGCUGUUGGUUUUCACUUCCACGGAACUGCCCCUGCUUCACUGGAGAUUCCAAGGCAAACACUAUUUGUGGGGCAUUUUUAGAGCAAAGCAGGAUUCUAGUAGCUCUCAAAUGGUAUCGAAUGGGAUUAAAUCUAUGAUGCUUCAAACUCCAGGGAAUGUUUUGGAUGUCAGAGAUAAGAUAAACCUUGUGAAAGCCAAAAAUUGGGGUGCAGAGAGUCCUAUGAGCCCUUUAAGCAAUAGCGCAAGCCUUGCGUCUAGCAAUUCCUGAAGCAUCUGAACUCCGAGCUUUUCAAUAGAUAUACCUCGGUUAUAUUUCAUCUCUUCAAGGUUUCUUCUAAUGGUAGGCCUGGGCCUCUAUUCCUGCUUUUCGGGUACCUCUUCAUCUAGUAUCAGACGAUUCGUUAGACAAUUCUUCUCGGUGCAAAACAAAGGUUUGAAAACCUAGGAGUUUAAUAAUGAGCAUAACGGCCUGCUCGUUUUUGUACUAUUUGACCGAAAUGAAAUUUUGAGGCCUAAUGAAUGCAUUCAAGGGCUGUUGGUAAGUAACCCGGUGAAUAAAGCAAGGAAGCUGACUCACAGGGCUUUGGUCUAGUGGUAAGAAUGCAGCGUGUGAUGUGUGGGUUAGACGCAUGUCAUGAGUUCAAACCUUGCCGCACACAAAUGCUUGGUACUUAAGUGGAGAAAGGUAGAGGACCAGGCUCAUUAUCCACCGAGUUUGAAUCGUGCAUUGCUGCCCCUCGUGAAUUUCUCAGUUAUCAAAAAAUAAAAAUUUAAAAAAAAAAA